Molecule: messenger RNA, 1806 nt
Organism: Lottia gigantea (owl limpet)
Lineage: Eukaryota; Metazoa; Mollusca; Gastropoda; Lottiidae
Exons: 5
Coding region: 1-1806 (601 amino acids)
Source: RefSeq, a predicted model, not a curated record
AUGAUUUCAGGUUUGAGAAAACUAAAGAUAGUUCUGACUAUAGUUGGGAUCGUCGCGUUCCUUGGUGUUUAUUUUAUUUUCGAUGAAACUGAUUUUAAUAAUCAUUUUUACAAUCAUCAACAAGAGAAGAUUAAACCAAAGAAAUCUACACUUGAUAAAAAUCCUCGACCAAAUGGUUGUCGACUUCAAUUUAAAAGAAAUCAUUGUUUACAAAAUCUCCAGAAUCAAAUUGGAUUCAAGCAAUGUGGAAAUCCAGCAUGUUCAUGUUUUCCUCUGGAGAUCUUCGAAAAACAAACACCAUCCUAUCUCCUGGGAACAUUUCCGCCAAUAAUGGAACCUAUGUUCCCCAUCGAAAAAGAACUUUUAGACGUUGAACCUUUGAUGGAUAUAAAGAAAACGUCGAGUGCUAUUCUGUCACAUUUGGUUUUAUUAAGUUCUUCUAAAAUCUUUAAGGUCGGUGAUAUCAUAAACGUUAGAAUCGACGUGAAGGACGGAGCCGGACGACAGCGGACCGUCGGUGCCGAUUUCGUUCAAGUGUGGAUGAAAUCUGAUAAUGGUCCAAUGCGAGCAAGUAGUGCAGAAGUAGUUGACCUGAAAAACGGAAGUUACAUAGCUACAUUAAGAGCAUUAUGGGUUGGAGACGUAAUUAUAGUAGGAGCUUUGCCCUUAACAAGGGAGGCAAACGCUUUCAAUUUUCAAAUGGGACGAGAAUACAGAUCUAUGAAUUUUUAUGUUGGACAUUUUAAAAAAGAGAAACUGAACGAAUUUACUCUCUGUUCUAUGUUUUCUGUUAUCCCUGGAUAUAAACUCAUCUGUAAUUUAACAGAGAUGAAUUAUGGUUAUGGAUGGUAUUGUGGAAAACCGUUAAAUGGUAAACUGACGUGUAAUGAUUUUGUUUUCGCUAAAGACUAUGACUACGUUAAUAUCCCAAUUACUCCAGCUCUGUACAAAAUUUUCAUAAGAACUGAUAGAAAAAUCAUGAUCUCAUCACAGAUCCAGUUGAAAAUAGAAUCAGGUCGCACAUCCCAGCCCCAGCCAAACAAAAUUGACUGUACCGAGUUAUCCCGCCGUGAGACCUGGGAUAUGAUACAACCCACAGGAUACUUCAACAGAACAGAGUGGGAAAAUAUAAAAUGUCACAAUCAUGUGAACCAAAGGAACUUUUUAUCAUGUUUUAGGAACACAACUUUGAUAUUGUUUGGAGAUUCGACCGUUCGUCAGUAUUAUACUUAUAUACGGAAUGUCUCUAAAUGUAACCAGACCACAGCAAAGUGGACACAUUGGAAAUGGUACGGGGCAUCCCAUUGUGAGGUUUCUCGGUAUAAUUUUAGCCUCACUUGGGCAGUUCAAGAAUUUCCCUUUGUGGAGGGUUUUAAAACGACAGAGGGGGAAACAAACUUCAAACCGGCAGUUGUUCUGUUAAAUGAGGCACCAAGUUCUGGACGUAUUGUGUUCCUCAUUCAUUACUAUGCUCAUUUUUUGAGAGAACAUUAUUCAUUAUUUAUUGACCGGAUUCGAUCUCUAAAAACUCCAAUCCGAAACGCUUUAAAGAGAAAUAAGUACAUACAUAUAGCAAUCAAAUCACCUCACGUAUUUUAUUUUACUAAAUGUCCAGCACAGUUUAGCAUAUUUCAUGGCAAACUUUAUAUGGAUAUAUUGAAAAGAGAACUGGUCGAAUUUCAUGAUAAAGUGUGGUUUUUAAAUAUCUGGGACAUGAGUACUGCGUUCGAAAAUUACUACAUUCACCCACCCAAUGAAUUUGUGUGGCAAAAUUUACGGUUAUUGGCAGGAUAUGUGUGUAAUUAA